Messenger RNA from Colletotrichum higginsianum IMI 349063, 735 nucleotides. RefSeq names its product Mitochondrial carrier protein. The transcript has 2 exons. NCBI's taxonomy places the organism in Eukaryota, Fungi, Ascomycota, Sordariomycetes, Glomerellales, Glomerellaceae. The coding region runs from base 1 to 735 and encodes 244 amino acids. The record is from RefSeq and is a predicted model, not a curated record. Gene Ontology annotation, biological process: mitochondrial citrate transmembrane transport.
AUGGAACAGUCCGGUGUCUUAACCAAGAUCGUAGCGGGCGGUGUUGCGGGGGUUUCAGAAACGCUCGUUACCUACCCGGCAGAGUUCGUCAAGACGCGCCGCCAGCUGCACUUCACCUCCUCCUCCUCCAACGGCGCGGCGGCGGCGACGGGUGCGACGCCCAACCCGCCCGGCUCGCUGUCCAUCCUCCGCGAUACAGUCGCCCGCUCCGGCGUGAGGGGGGUCUACUCGGGCGUCCAGGCCCUCGCGGCAUCCAAUGCGGCAAAGUCCGGCAUCCGGUUCCUCGCCUUCGAGUCCACGCGCAGCCGACUCGAUGCUCUCGCCGGCCGGACCUCGGUCCCGGAAAACGGCCAUCAACGGCAGCCGCGCGCCGCGUGGGUCAACGUCGUGAGCGGCCUCGCCGCCGGCGUGGCGGAGAGCAUCGCCGUCGUCACGCCCGGCGAGGCCAUCAAGACCAAGAUGAUCCACGACGCGUCCUCGGACGGGGUCGGCGGCGGGCGAUUCGCGGGCCGCGGGCUCCUUGGCGCCGUCGGCAUGCUGGUCCGCGAGGAAGGCCUGCGGGGCCUGUGGCGCGGGCUGACGCCGGUGCUGUGCAAGCAGGGCACCAACAGCGCCGUGCGGUUCACGACGUUCGCAAUGCUCCAGGAGCGCGUCGCCGUGUGGUGGCCCGCGCUGGAUGGGAGCGUGGGCAGUACGCUCGUCUUGGGCGGCAUUAGCGGCGUCUUCACUGUGUAA